Salmo salar (Atlantic salmon) is the source of this 2333-nucleotide messenger RNA. RefSeq names its product progressive ankylosis protein homolog. Gene Ontology annotation, molecular function: phosphate transmembrane transporter activity. The record is from RefSeq and is a predicted model, not a curated record. NCBI's taxonomy places the organism in Eukaryota, Metazoa, Chordata, Actinopteri, Salmoniformes, Salmonidae. Gene Ontology annotation, biological process: phosphate ion transmembrane transport. Gene Ontology annotation, cellular component: plasma membrane.
AGGAAGUUUAAAUUUGGUGCCGACCCACGUGUGUGGUUUGGUUUCAGGCAAGGCGGGGAUGGCUUGCUGGAAUUCAAAGCUUUCUGGGAUUCCCUCAUUGUUGUGAUACAAGCUGAGGUUCUCGCUGGAUUGUCUGCAGCUAGCUGUCAUUUUCUCCAACGUUGUCGCGCAAUGGAGAAACGCCCAUCUGCAAUAAUUCUUAUGACCUUCGCCUCCUCUGCACACCGAAGCGUAUUUCUUGGAUCCAGCGAUGCGGGGAGCGUUCUGACUUUGGUUGUCAGUUGAAUUGACAUUUAUUUAACGAGAAGUGAAGUGCCUACCUACAAUCUAUUCUACCGAUUUAACGUAAUAUUUUAAAUAAUCACGACUGAAGCAGAUGCCCCUGGUUCUGUCACCCCGGCUAUACUAUGUUGGAAUUUCCAUUUCUCAUUCCAUAUUGGCCUCUCAUCCGCUUUCUGGUGCCCAUGGCUAUUACCAAUGUAGCCAUCGACCUCGGUGAACAGGCUCUAAACCGGGGUUUAGCAGGCUUUAAAGAGGAUGCGGUUCAGAUGCUUGCCAGCUAUGGGCUGGCCUAUUCCCUAAUGAAGUUCUUUACUGGGCCCAUGAGUGACUUCAAGAACGUGGGCCUGGUGUUUGUCAACAGCAAGAGGGACCGGGGCAAGGCUGUGCUGUGCAUGGCGGUAGCAGGCACUACGGCAUUCAUCAUUCAUGUUCUCAUAGCCCAGACAGACCUAGGUUACUACAUUAUCAAUAAGCUGCAUCAUGUGGAUGACUCCGUGGGUAACAAGACCAGGAGGGCUUUCCUCUACCUGGCAACUUUCCCACUGCUGGACGCCAUGUGUUGGAUACAUGCUGGAAUCCUCCUCAAGCACAAAUACAGUGUCAUUGUAGGCUUUGCCUCCAUCUCUGAUGUCAUCACCCAGAUUGUGUUUGUGUCCGUCCUGCUGCGUAGUAACCUGCCGUGUGUGGAGCCCCUUCUCAUCCCCAUCCUCGCCCUGUACAUGGGAGCCCUGGUGCGCUUUGUCAUCUUGGGCCUGGGCUACUACUACAACAUUCACGACAACAUCCCAGACUCCAGUGGAGUUGACGUGGGGGGAGAUGUCACCAUCGGGAAGAUGUUGAGUUUCUGGUGGCCUCUGGCCCUCAUCCUGGCUACCCAGCGGAUCAGCAGGCCCAUCGUCAACCUCUUCGUGUCCCGGGACCUCCAUGGCAGCAGCACAGCUACUGAGGCUGUGGCUGUCCUCACUGCCACCUACCCUGUGGGUCACUUGCCGUACGGCUGGCUGACCGAACUGAGGGCCAUCUAUCCUGCUUUCGACAAGACCAAUCCCAGCAAUAAGCUUACUUCUGGCACACCGGUUACAAAGACGCAUAUCAAAAAGUUUACAGCCUGUUGUUUGGCACUAUCACUUACGCUCUGCUUCGUGGUGUUCUGGACCCCUCACGUCUCGGAAAUGAUCCUGGUGAAUGUGAUUGGGGUGGACUUGGCCUUCGCUGACCUCUGUGUUCUUCCACUGAGGAUCUUCUCCUUCUUCCCUCUGCCAGUGAUAGUCCGGUCCCACCUGACCGGUUGGUUCAUGACCCUGAAGAUGACCUUUCUGCUGGCCCCCAGCUCUGUGCUCCGCAUCAUCGUCCUCAUCACCAGCCUGGUCGUGUUGCCUUCUAUUGGUGUCCACGGGGCCACUCUGGGGGUUGGGUCCUUGUUGGCUGGUUUCAUAGGGGAAUCUAUCAUGGUGGCCCUAGCUGCCUGCUAUGUCUAUCAAAAACAGAAAAACUAUGAGAUGGCCAGCAAGCUGGUGGUGGAGGGAGAGGAGUCUGUUCCUCCGAGUGAGGUGUGUUCCAGAACUCAGAAGGACGCAAUCGAGGAGCUCCAGGAGGAAGAGGAGGAACUGGAGUAGAGGCACUCGAAGGGAAAGGGACAGGAGAAAAUGGAGCUAAAAGCCACAGAGAAAGGGAAUUCCAGUGGGUAGGCCCUAAUAGGACCAUCGGUAGGCCCUAAUACCGGACCUGAGAGAAUCACACAGAGUCCUUAACCCUUUACACUCAUACUCAUACUGGUUGGAAAGUGUAGAUUUGGGCACUAAUAAGAGCCUAAAUUGGAAUGUUGUGGCUGUACCGUAACAUGCUAUAUAUGAUUUCACAGCACUGUAUGGGUUUUGACUGACAGCCAUUCUGAACUUGAGUACCCUGUGCGACAAGAAGUUGCCCCCAUCCCUCCUGAUAAUUGGGCAACUCUUGCAAUUUUUGUCUGAGAAUGCUUUAAAUUAAAAAGAUGACUAUAUUUUGAAAGAUGAGAUGAUGAUUAUAAUAAAUGCCGCUUUGAUGUCAAACCA